Fusarium odoratissimum NRRL 54006 is the source of this 1630-nucleotide messenger RNA. RefSeq lists its product as uncharacterized. The record is from RefSeq and is a predicted model, not a curated record. The coding region runs from base 53 to 1630 and encodes 525 amino acids. Gene Ontology annotation, molecular function: carbohydrate:proton symporter activity. Gene Ontology annotation, biological process: carbohydrate transport; transmembrane transport. NCBI's taxonomy places the organism in Eukaryota, Fungi, Ascomycota, Sordariomycetes, Hypocreales, Nectriaceae. The transcript is spliced from 4 exons. Gene Ontology annotation, cellular component: membrane.
CCAGCACACGCAUCUCUACCUACUCCAUCUCAAUUGCAUCACCAUACUAAUCAUGGGCUGUUUCAACAAAAACAAAGAGAGAAAGGAUACCGCAGAGAAUACUGUCGGACCUGAGCUCUUAAAGGUUCUUCCCCAGACAGAGCUUCCUUGGUAUCGGACAAAGCAUCUCGUUCUUCUUAACCUGAUGCUUCUUGUCCCCUUGCUCAGCUCCUCGGCUGUAGGCUACGAUGGAUCUAUGAUGAACGGUCUCCAGACACUCCCGCAAUGGCGAAACUUCUUCAACAUCCCUCCUCCCCCUCUCCUCGGCGCUAUUAACGCAGUCUACCCCGUUUGCAAGAUUCUCGGCUUGGUGCCAGCAAGUACCAUCUCAGAUAAAUUUGGACGAAAGGUGCCCAUCUACAUUGGCCUUGUGUCGCUUGUAAUCGGGCCGGCUAUUCAAGCAGCGUCGAUCAAUCUUCCCAUGUUCAUCGUGUCGAGAGGUCUCAUAGGCUUCGCUACAGUCUUUCCUCAGGUCGCAUGCCCGAUUCUCGUUUCCGAGCUGUCCUACCCUACCCACCGGGGCAAGAUGACUGCGUUGUACAAUACCUUCUUCUACUUUGGUGCUAUUGCGGCCGCGUGGAUCACCUAUGGAACUUUCAAGAUGCAGUCCACCUGGGCUUGGCGAUGUCCCUCAGCUCUGCAGGCAGCUAUUCCGUUUCUUCAGCUCAUGUUUAUCUAUUGGGUUCCCGAGUCUCCUCGAUGGCUCAUUGCGAACGGUAAAAAAGACCAAGCCAUCGCGAUCCUCACCAAGCUACAUGCAGGCGGACAAGAAAACUCUCCACUUGUAGAGUUCGAAAUCACCGAAAUCGAGAAUGCCCUGGCGCUCGAGCGAAGCCAAGAGUCAUCAGCAUCGUGGGUAACGCUCGUCAAAACGGCUCCUAUGCGCAGACGUACCCUCAUUGCAGCUAUCCUGGGCUUUUUCAGCCAGUGGAACGGUAUCGGCGUUGUCACAUAUUAUUUGUCUCUGGUUCUCAACACCAUCGGGAUCACGGCCGCCAAAGACCAGGUUCUGAUCAACGGCCUACUUCAGCUCUUCAACUUCGCCGCGGCUGUGUUUGCUGGUGCUCUGAUGGUUGACAGGUUUGGACGGCGAAGGCUCUUCCUAGUUGCUACAUCAGGGCUUUGCCUCAGCUACGUAGCUUGGACAGCACUCACGAGCUAUUUCAUCAGGAACCACGAUGAAGCAGCGGGUCGAGCUGUGGUAGCAUUCAUCUUCAUCGCUUUCUUCUUCUAUGAUGUGGCUUGGACACCACUUCCUCAAGCAUACACCAUCGAGAUCUUCCCUUUCCUGACUCGCAGCCGAGGUUUGACCACUGCACUCACGUCUUCGUACAUUGGCCUCAUUAGCGCUCAACUGAUUAACCCUGUUGGCUUGGCUGCUCUUGGUUGGAGGUAUUAUAUCGUUUUCUGCUGCAUCCUGGCUUGUCUUGUUGUGGUUAUCUAUUUCUUGUUCCCUGAGACUAAGGGCCGCAGCCUAGAACAGAUUACGGAGCUUUUUGAGGGCAGAAGUGUUAGUGUGGAUGCUGAGGAGAUUAUCAGCAAAGGAAAGGUUGGGGUUGUGUAUGAGAUUGAGACGCCAAACAAGGUCUAG